Messenger RNA from Penicillium argentinense, 660 nucleotides. RefSeq names its product methyltransferase family protein. The coding region runs from base 1 to 660 and encodes 219 amino acids. The transcript has 2 exons. The record is from RefSeq and is a predicted model, not a curated record. Gene Ontology annotation, biological process: C-terminal protein methylation. NCBI's taxonomy places the organism in Eukaryota, Fungi, Ascomycota, Eurotiomycetes, Eurotiales, Aspergillaceae. Gene Ontology annotation, molecular function: protein C-terminal S-isoprenylcysteine carboxyl O-methyltransferase activity. Gene Ontology annotation, cellular component: endoplasmic reticulum.
AUGGACCUCAGCUCAGUCCUCCUCGCAACCACAAUAGGCGCAGCAGCCUACCUAGUUAAAAUAUGCUCCAAGUCACCCAACCCACCUCCGCAAUCGCGACAUACCACCGACACAAUCGGCCCGCUAGUGGGCACAUUCACGAAUACCCUCCGCCGAGCCGCGCUGGGUGUUAUGCUGUUCCAGGCUGCUCUAGCACUCUUCGUUCAAUCUCCGGAGCGGAUUGAGUCCAUCUGCGCUGUACCAAGUAACCUUAACGAAUCCCUCGUCACCUGGGAUAAAACAACGAUAAUCUCACUCUUUCUUAUCUUCCUCGGCGCCGUAAUUCGGCUCUCCGCAUACGGAGGUCUCGGUCAGAAUUUUACGUUCCACCUCGCUGCGCCAGAUCACCUCGUUACGGACGGUGUGUAUAGAUUUAUGCAGCAUCCGAGCUAUACAGGACAGGCGGUGCUUUGUCUUGGCGUUGCAGGGGCUUUUGUGCGAUGGGAUGCCUCUGUUGCGUGUUUUAUUCCGGGCGAGGUACUGAAUUCUCUCCGGGGGUGGGUUGCUGCUCUUCUUCGGGCGAGGGUUAGAGAUGAGGAGGGGAUGUUGAAGGGGGAGUUUGGGAAGGAGUGGGAGGUGUGGAGUGCGCGGACUGCGAGGUUUGUUCCGUUUAUUUGGUGA